UUGAGAGGGUCCCUGUGGGUGAAUCCAAUCAAUCAGUGGAACAGCUUUGCCUCCAGGAAUUGUGGGAGCUCCAACAAUGGGAUUUUCUAAAGAGGAGACUGCACAGCUGUUUGUGCAGAACUGUAUCGGGUCUCCUGCUUGGAGAGGUGGUCCUUCCAACUCCCAUUCCGUAAUUCUGUCCGAACUUCAGGAUCCUUUAAGACUCCGCACGUAGCGAAACUUCACGUGCUAAAUAGUUUCACAUUGCAUGUAAUCAGUGGAAACAUCUGGCAGAUGCCUGAGGCAGAGACAGGACAAGCCUGUUUUUCGACCUCCGAGGACGAGACGGUGGCCAGAUAGGCAGCAUCCGCGAUUAGAAAGCCAACACAAGAGCGGCAUCUGUCGGAGCUAAAACUGAAACCAUCGAGUACUGCGUUGCUAGACAGGAUGGGGGGGGUGAGCGAGGAGACGCGCAGAGGAACUUCCUCUUCCGGAUCACUCAUGGGAGGAAGGUGGCGUGCAGAGGGUUAUUUGUGCUCUUCCAAGGAUCAAAGCAUCAGCUGGAAGACAAAGAGGAUGGCAAUAAGUGCACUCCGGAUGACUGAGAAUAACAAGCAACAUUGAAAAGGAAAGCAAAUCAAGCCAAAAAUCAAAGAAUUUUCCAUUUCCUUCAAAAAGCACACAAUUCUUCUCUGUCCAGAGCAAGUAAUAGACAAAAAAAAUCAAGAAGAGAUUUUAAGCUGGAGAAAGUAGUGUGUGUGGAAUUCAAGGAUACAUACAUGAAAGAUCAAGGGAGAUCCUCGAGUUGGGAGUAAGAAAACAGUAGCUAUAAUCAAAGCAAAACUAAACGGGAUCACACAUAUUUUUGACCUCCUCAAUAAUAUCAGUGGUGGAAAAGCUCCAUAGAUGUGCCUGUUGUGGGGAAAGCACAGAUUGCAAAUCACAACUGAUUAUGCACAAGAGGAUCCACAUUGGAAAAAAGCCAUAUUAAUGAUACGAAUGUGACAAAAGCUUUUGUCAAAAUAGUUCUCUUGUGGUUCAUAGAACCACAGAACAGGACAGAUGCCCUAUAACUGCUCCCAAUGUGGUAAAUGCUUUCGCAAGCAUGGCAACUUGGUGAUACACCAGAGAACUCACACAGGGGAGAAACCCUUUCAGUGUCCUGAUUGUGGGAAAAGUUUCAGUGUAAAUUCCAGUCUGGUGAUACACCAGAGGACUCACAUAGGAGAGAAACUCUUUGCGUGUCCUCUUUGUGGGAAAAGUUUCAGUCAGAACUAUCACUUGGUGAACCAUCAGAGGACUCACAAAGGAGAUAAAUUGUAUGAGUGCCCUGAUUGUAGUAAAAGAUUCAGAUACCAUUUUAACCUGGUGAACCAUCAGAGAACUCACACAGGAGAGAAACCAUAUGAGUGUCCACAUUGUGGGAAAAGUUUCAGUUACCAUUGUAAUCUGGUGAUACACCAGAGGACUCAUACAGGAGAGAAACCAUAUGAGUGUCCAGAGUGUGGGAAAAGUUUCAGUCAGAAUUCUAACCUUGUGAUACACCAGAGAACUCACACAGGAGAGAAACCCUUUGAAUGUUCUGAUUGUGGGAAGCAUUUCAGUCAGAAUUCCCAACUACUGAUACACAAGAGGACUCACACAGGAGAGAAACCAUUUGAAUGUCCUGAUUGUGGCAAAGGUUUCAGGAAGAAUUCUGACCUGGUGAACCACCAGAGGACUCACACGGGAGAGAAACCAUAUGAGUGUCCAGUUUGUAGGAAAAGUUUCAUUGCAAAUUCCCACCUGGUGAAACACCAGAGGACUCACACAGGAGAGAAACCAUAUGAGUGUCCACAGUGUGGGAAAGGUUUCAGUCAGAAUUCCAACCUGGUGAACCACCAGAGGACUCACACAGGAGAGAAACCCUUUGAGUGUCUUGAUUGUGGGAAAAGUUUCAGUUACCAUUCUAAUCUUGUGAUACACCACAGGACUCACACUGGAGAGAAACCGUUUGAAUGUCCUGGUUGUGGGAAACGUUUCAGUCUCAAUUCCAGUCUAGUAAUACACCAGAGGACUCACACUGGAGAGAAACCCUUUGAAUGUCCUGACUGUGGGAAAUGUUUCAGUCAGAAUUCCCACCUGGUGAUACAUCAGAGGUCUCACACAGGAGAGAAACCGUAUGAAUGUCCUGAAUGUGGGAAAAGUUUCAGUCAGAAUUCACACUUGGUGAUACACCAGAGGACUCACACAGGAGAGAAACCGUAUGAAUGUCCAGAGUGUGGGAAAAGUUUCAGUUACGCUUCUGUGCUUGUGAAACACCAGAGGACACAUACAGGAGAGAAACCAUAUGAAUGUUCUGAUUGUGGGAAACAAUUCAGUCGGAUUUCCCACCUAGAGAUACACAAGAGGACUCACACAGGAGAGAAACCCUUUGACUGCCCUGAUUGUGGGAAAGCUUUCAGUCUCAAUUCCAGCCUGGUGAAACACCAGAGGACUCACACAGGAGAAAAACCUUUUCAAUGUCCUGAUUGUGGAAAAAGUUUCAGUCAAAAUUCCAGCCUGGUGAAACACCAAAGGACUCACACAGGAGAGAAACCCUAUGAAUGUCCUAUUUGUGGGAAAAGUUUCAGUCUUAAUUCCAGCCUGCUGAUACACCAGAGGACUCACACAGGAGAGAAACCAUUUGAGUGUCCAGAUUGUGGGAAAAGUUUCCGUCACCAUUUUAACCUGGUGAACCACCAGAGGAUUCACACGGGGGAGAAACCGUACCAGUGUCCAGAGUGUGUGAAAAGUUUCAGUCAGAGUUCCAACCUCGUGGAUCACCUGAGGACUCAUACAGGAGAGAAACCCUUUGAAUGUCCUGAUUGUGGGAAACAUUUCAGUCAGAGAUCCUCCUUGGGGAAACACCAGAGAAUACACACAGGAGAGAAACCCUUUGAAUGUCCUGAUUGUGGGAAACACUUCAGUCUCAAUUCCGGCCUGCUGAUACACCAGAGGACACACACAGGGGAGAAACCAUUCAAAUGUCCAGAUUGUGAGAAAAGUUUCUGUUACCGUUCUAUGCUGGUGAAACACCAGAUCACUCACACAGGAGAGAAACCAUAUGAGUGUCCAGAUUGUGGGGAAAGUUUCACUCAUAACUGCAAUCUGGCGAACUACCAGAGGACUCACACAGGAGAGAAACCAUAUGAGUGUCCAGAUUGUGGGGAAAGUUUCAGUCAUAACUGCAAUCUGGUGAACUACCAGAGGACUCACACAGGAGAGAAACCAUAUGAGUGUCCAGAUCAGUGGUUUCAAACUCAAUUUCAUUGUGAGCCGCAUCAGAGUAGUGGUUGACCUCGUGGGUGGGUGUGGGCAAAGUGUCCAUGACUGGGGUGGCAUCACAUGGCCAGCUCGACGUCUCUCAUGUCGUGGGGUGCCUGUGGAAGCCCAAGCUGGUCUGGGGGGAUUCAUUGUCUCCAGUAAAGGAAGGUGGGACGAUGGUGAGCAACAAACCCUUAUUCUCGCCAUUCUUCUUAGGCCAUGCAAAGGAUUCCCGGGCAGCAAUGCAGGCUGCCCAGAGCCUUGGAGUGCAAGUGCCUAGCCUGGCCCUCAAGCUUCCAGGAUAUGGGGACCCCACAUCCAGCCCCGCUUCCCCUGCGCUUAUCUCCUCCUCAUUAGAAGAACACCUGAUGGCUGUGACCAGGGGGGCCUUUUACUAGGUUCGCCUGGUAUGUCACUUGCGCCCCUUC
Molecule: messenger RNA, 3692 nt
Organism: Thamnophis elegans (Western terrestrial garter snake)
Lineage: Eukaryota; Metazoa; Chordata; Lepidosauria; Squamata; Natricidae
Product: zinc finger protein 850-like
Exons: 3
Coding region: 1042-3297 (751 amino acids)
Biological process (GO): regulation of transcription by RNA polymerase II
Molecular function (GO): RNA polymerase II cis-regulatory region sequence-specific DNA binding; DNA-binding transcription factor activity
Source: RefSeq, a predicted model, not a curated record